AUGGCCUACGUGGACCACGCCUUCUCCAUCACCGACGAGGACGACCUCGUCGGCGGGGCCGUAGGGGGCCCGCGCGGCGCCCCCGUCAAGGAGAUCGCCUUCGCCGCCGCCCUCCUCGCCUUCGGGGCCCUCGGCGUCGUCGCCGGCCUCUUCAUGGCCGCCAACCAAGUCGGCGGUGACACCGCGCACGGAAUCUUCUUCAUGGUUUUGGGCAUUGUAAUGUUCAUCCCUGGAUUCUACUACACAAGAAUUGCCUACUACGCAUACAAAGGAUACAAGGGCUUCUCUUUUUCAAACAUCCCACCAAUCUAA
This is a messenger RNA of Triticum turgidum subsp. durum (durum wheat), 312 nucleotides long. Lineage: Eukaryota; Viridiplantae; Streptophyta; Magnoliopsida; Poales; Poaceae. The record is from the annotation of a GenBank genome assembly.